AUGGCUGGCAACGGAGAUGAGGUCGACUUCAAGUUGUACCGCUACGACCCUUCGAUGGCUGCGGCUGUCAUCUUCAUCGUCCUCUUUCUCCUCAUAUCAGUACUACAUUUGUACCAAACGGUCCGCACACGGACGUGGAUACUCACACCGUUUGUCAUCGGCGGCUUCUUCCAAUUUGCUGGAUACGUAGCAAGAGCGGUAUCCGCUGCCGAAUCUCCCAACUGGACAGUUGGCGCAUACUCCGCCUCCACCAUCCUACUCCUCGUCGCUCCCGCCCUGUAUGCUGCAAGUAUAUACAUGAUGCUCGGUCGCAUCAUCCUCAUUACCGACGGCGAACAACACUCCAUCAUCCCCAAGCGAUGGCUCACAAAAAUUUUUGUCGUAGGAGAUGUCAUUUCAUUUCUGAUGCAGGGCGCUGGCGGUGGCAUAAUGGCUAGCGGCACAGUCGACGCACUCCAUACCGGCGAAAACAUCAUCAUCGGCGGUCUCGUAGUUCAAGUCCUCUUUUUCGGCUGCUUCAUGGUGACGAGCUUUAUUUGGCACACUCGAAUGAGAAAGAACCCCACAACCCGAAUCCUCUCAGGAUCUAUACCGUGGGAGACGCAGCUUUGUUCUCUUUAUGCAGCUAGCUUUCUCAUUCUUGUGCGAUCCGUGUUUCGCCUGAUUGAGUACGCGCAAGGCAAUGACGGUUUUCUGAUUUCCCACGAAUAUUUCCUUUACAUCUUUGAUUCGACCCUCAUGUGGAUUACCAUGGCAAUUGUGGCAUGGAUACAUCCGAGUGAGAUUACAGGGUUGCUGAAAGGCGAGCAUGGGGUUGCGGUGCGCCGUGGUGUAGAAGUAUACGACCUUUGUUAG
Bipolaris oryzae ATCC 44560 is the source of this 855-nucleotide messenger RNA. RefSeq lists its product as uncharacterized. The coding region runs from base 1 to 855 and encodes 284 amino acids. The record is from RefSeq and is a predicted model, not a curated record. The transcript has 4 exons. Gene Ontology annotation, cellular component: membrane. NCBI's taxonomy places the organism in Eukaryota, Fungi, Ascomycota, Dothideomycetes, Pleosporales, Pleosporaceae.